Triplophysa rosa is the source of this 2405-nucleotide messenger RNA. It is a transcript of the gene prepl, whose product is annotated as prolyl endopeptidase like. Lineage: Eukaryota; Metazoa; Chordata; Actinopteri; Cypriniformes; Nemacheilidae. Bases 159 to 2276 code for a protein of 705 amino acids. Gene Ontology annotation, molecular function: serine-type endopeptidase activity. Gene Ontology annotation, biological process: proteolysis. The record is from RefSeq and is a predicted model, not a curated record. Gene Ontology annotation, cellular component: cytoskeleton; Golgi apparatus. The transcript is spliced from 14 exons.
UAACGUACCGCAAUUUUUUUGAAUAAACACAUGGACGGUUGGUAGUGUGAUUUUAAAAUGGAUAUUUACACAGAGUGAUGAUGUGAAUGUGUAAUAUAUUUCUAAAUGUAAAGAGAGAUUUUAUGAAUAAAUGGGACAGUGACAUCCUGCUGUAUUAAAUGAGUCUGAUCCGCUCCACUUGUAUGCUGUUGCGAUCAGUCUCGAGCUGUAUACAUCGAACGAACCAUAAGAACUCGUGUUUUCCGUCUACAUUACGUCUUUACACUGGGGAUACUUCAAAGACAACGAUAGAGCAGUCCAAAGCUCAACUUAGUAAAUUCAGUGGUGAAGAGAAGCAUUUUAAAAGAAGAUUGCUUUCAGUUCAUCAGAGGUUUGCUGAUGUACCAGAGAAUGUAACGUUCCAGGGACAAAAUCACAUAUACCUUGAAGAUGGCCAGAGCAUCAACAGAGCAGCCCUGGCACAUGAUGAACAGGAGAUGGUGGAGGUGUUCUGUGCUGACUGGGGAGGAGAUGGAUAUAAAACUAUCCAGAGGAUCAGACUGUCUCCCUCAGAGAACAAGCUGGCAGCCACUGUGAAGAAAGACCAUCAUGAGGAGACCCGAUUUGUGUUGGUUCAUCUAGAAGGAAUCAGCCUUCCACAGAAAGCCCUGUUGGUUUUAGACAAUGUCCUCAGCUUUGAAUGGGCCACAGAUGAUGUCCUGUUCUACAGCACACAGGAGACUCUUCAGAGCCUGCAGGUUUUCCGUCUUCAUCUCAGGGAUAAUGCUGUCCAAACCGACCUUGUUUACGAAGAAAAAGAUCCAGAGUUUUUUGUGGAAGUCAGUCGUUCCAGAGACCAGAGACUGGUCACAAUUAACUGUAACAGUAAGAACAGUUCAGAAGUUUGGUUUAUUGACAGCAGAGCUCCAUUCUCAUGUCCCACCCUCAUCCAAUCCCGUCAACCUGGUCUGAUGUACCAUGUGGAGCACUCGGAAGACCAUCUGUUUAUUCUUGCCAACACUGGACAAGGCCAGGAGUAUCAGCUAUUAAUGACACAUUUGGCUUUUCCGUCCAUACCACACUGGAUGCCAAUGUUCACACCUGUUCCAGGAACAGUCAUUAAAGAUAUGGAGCUGCUUCAGGAUCACUCUGUGUUUACACUGAAGGAUUCACAAUGCAGGCUUCAGAUUCAGAUUCUUACCUCAAAAGAGCCCUAUGAGUUGAAAACAUUGCAGUUUCCCCACUGGGCUUGUGAUCUAUCACCAGAGCGUGUAGGGAGCGAGAAGGGAAGGUCAUUUGGUUUCCUCCUCUCCUCCCCAGUGCACUCACCAGUACGCCACCUCUGUUCCCCGAGAACAGGACAACUAUCUGUAACGGAGGAAGACACCCAGUAUAACUCUCUUCCAGAAUGUCACACAACACGCCUGCAGGCGGCCAGUCAGGAUGGAACAAUGGUGCCGUUGACUCUCUUUCACAUGCCAGCAUUACUUCAGCUGAGUAAAUCUCCAUUGCUUUUGCAUGUAUAUGGAGCAUAUGGGAUGGAUCUCAACAUGGCCUUCAGUCCUGAGAAGAGACUGCUGCUGGAGGAUGGCUGGGCUCUGACGUACUGCCACGUCAGGGGCGGUGGUGAACGUGGUCUAGCGUGGCAUAGGUCAGGUUCUUUGCUGCAGAAACAGAGAGGAGUGGAAGAUCUUGCUUCCUGCAUUCAGACUCUUCACCACUUGGGUGUGUCUCAGCCUGUGCUGACCGCCCUCACGGCUCGCAGUGCUGGAGCUGUCCUAGCGGGGGCGCUGUGCAACCAAAACCCUCAGCUUCUCCGAGCUGUUAUUCUACAGGCGCCUUUUCUAGAUGUACUGGGCACUAUGCAAGACCCAUUCCUUCCACUUACUAUAGAAGAGAGGGGGGAGUGGGGAGACCCCCUUGUGAGCUCCGAACACAGGGACAACAUUGCUUCCUACUGCCCUUGUCACAACAUUAAACCUCAGUUUUACCCGUCCAUACUGAUCACCGCAUACUCGGAAGACCGUAGAGUACCUUUAUCGGGGGUGCUGAACUAUGUGGAAAGAUUGAAGAAAGCAAUCCAGAUGUAUAAUGAUAGAGACUGUGCUAACACACAUGUCCCAGCUGUCAUUCUGGACGUCCGGCCAGGUGCCGAUCACUUUGGACCUGAGGAUUUUCACCUGUCCUUGAAUGAGAAUGCCCGACAGUUGGCUUUUCUGUACACAGAACUUGGACUAGACCACAGAAAAACUCAACAGAGACAAAAGAGAAGGACAAAUAAACACCAAGUCCCAUAAACUCCAAAAGUCUUUGUGUGUAUGAAAAAAACAAACAUUGAUUUUGUUAUAGACACUUGUUUAUUUAAUAGAAUAAAAUGAAACAUACAAGAAACUAAUAAAAACUAAUGUCUUCUACUAGAAGCCUCA